Messenger RNA from Hirsutella rhossiliensis, 795 nucleotides. RefSeq names its product alpha/beta hydrolase family domain-containing protein. The record is from RefSeq and is a predicted model, not a curated record. The transcript has 2 exons. NCBI's taxonomy places the organism in Eukaryota, Fungi, Ascomycota, Sordariomycetes, Hypocreales, Ophiocordycipitaceae. The coding region runs from base 1 to 795 and encodes 264 amino acids.
AUGGCCACCGACAAGCCUGUUGUCCUCAUCAUCGGCGGCGGCUGGCAAUCGCCGGCAAGUUACGACAAGCUCGCCAAGGCGCUCGAAGCGGCCAGCUAUGAGGUCCACUGCCCUCGCCACCCGUCACUGAACCAGGCGCGACCUCCGACUGAUGGCUUGGCCUCGGACUCGCGGCACAUGCGAGCCUACGCCAAGAAGCUGGUCGACUCGGGCCGUCGCGUCGUUGCCCUUAUGCACUCGUACGGAGGCCAAGUCGGCAGCAACUCUCUGCAUGGCCUGGGCCUCGACAGCCGCUCCAAGAGGGGGCUGCCUGGCGGCGUGUCGGACCUUGUCUACUUGUGCGCCUUUGCCCUUCCUGAGGGCGGUUCCGUGGCUGGCAAGAUCAAGGAAAUGGGCGAUGAGGCCUUUAUGCCCUUCCUUUUAAACUUUGACCAGGACAUGACGCUCUUCUUCCAUGGUCCACCGGGCAGUGCCAGUGCCGACCAACGAGGGUUCGAGGCAGACAUCAAUGCCACCAUGGUCCGCUGGAACGGCGAGUGCUUAUACAAUGCCAUCACGCACUGCGCCUGGAGGGAGAUGCCAGUUACGUACAUUUACACACCCUACGACAGCGUCAUGUCCUUGACCUAUCAGACGUCGAUGGUGGCUUUGCUGGAGGAGCAGGGCCGCAAGGUCCAGACUUAUAAGCUGGCCACUGGCCACUUCGCCCACUUGACUGCCGCAGACGCCAUUGUCGAUGUCAUCAACAAGGUGGUCCGAGGUAUUCCUACUGUCGUACACGGGACAGAACAAUGA